Amphibalanus amphitrite is the source of this 3122-nucleotide messenger RNA. RefSeq lists its product as uncharacterized. NCBI's taxonomy places the organism in Eukaryota, Metazoa, Arthropoda, Thecostraca, Balanomorpha, Balanidae. The transcript has 6 exons. The coding region runs from base 1 to 651 and encodes 216 amino acids. The record is from RefSeq and is a predicted model, not a curated record.
AUGACCAUCCCAGUGUCUGGGUACCCUAAACCCCAAGUCAUCAUCAUCAAGUCCCGUGUGAUGCUGUCUCAGCGGACGGCGACCGGCGCCCCCUCGGCGCCGGUUAGUUCCUCGAGCUCUGCCGGGGCUCCUGCCGGCGCAGUGCCCUCGCUGGCUGAGCUGAACGCCACUGUUCAGAAGCAGGCCGUCGAGCUGCGCCGCCUGGCUGUCGUACAGCGGCGGAGGGAGCUGGAGGAGGAGUUCAUCAAAGCCGAGCUGGCCAGGAUCCGGCGUGACGUGAAGAAACUGGCGGCGGGCGGCUCGCUGCGCUCUACCAGUGACCGCUCACCGGCGCCCGUGCCGGACGACCCGCCGCCCAAACGGCUGUCGAGCCGCGUGCUGACUGUCGAGGACACGGAGCUGAUCACGAGGCGACUGAGGGUGCUGGAGGAGCAGGUGAACGUCCUGCAGGAGCACAGGAUCAACCAGCUGAAGGCGGCCGUGGCCAGAGAUAAGGAAUCCACCGACCUGGGUACCUCCCCGCUGGCCUGCGUGGAUGACCACUUCCCGGCUGAGCCAGAGGACGUCACACCCACUGAGAACGGCCGGCUGACAGAGCCUCUCGGCUUCAACCUGGAUGAUCUGGCGCUGAGUGACAGUGACGACCAUUGAGGGCAGCAGCGGCGGUCCCCGUUUCAAUAUAGAUGACGCCACGCUCGACCGGAACUGCAAGCUGGUGCGCGACACGAUCGUUGGACUGAAAACGUAAGCGGAUUUAUCUGAUGAUGGCUGAUGUUCACAUACUUCACCGAUGAAUCGAUGAGUUAGAUGUGGGUCUCGAAUUCGAUAGCAUCCAACCGGUACAUGCAAUCUACAGUUUAUUCCUUUGAUAGAUUAUCGGAAGGCUACAUUGCACAGUUAAGCAGCUGAUAGGGAGCUGAAGGAAAGGAACGGGACCACCUUAGCGAUAUUAGAACUUGUAGACAGUGCAACGGAGUCUGCUGGUUACUGGAAGCUUCAGCGGCAUGGAUAAAACCGUAGCAUGUCAAUGGUCAUCUUCUGUGUCCCUGGUUACACCUGGCAAGAUGCAUACUCGUUCAAAAAUCUCGGAAAGUUUGACUUAUAGGUCGAGUGGUGAUUCACGGCGGAGAGAAAGUGCUGUGUGACUGCAGGUAUUGGGGGGGGGGGGGGGGGGAGAUAACGUCCCUGAAGGGUCAAGAGAUUGUGGUUCAUUAGAAGAUGAGAUCGUGGGCUUGGUAAAGGGGCAUUACCAGAAACUCAGUUACCACUUGGGGUAACCAAUCGUUUUGUGAUUCGGGGAAACGAAUAUUUCGCAAAAUUCUUUUAAAACGGCCCAAUCUAGUUUGAAUCGCGCCUGCUCAGCCAGGUUCGCGCACUAGGAUGAUUACACUUUCAGUUGUAGAUGCUUUAAGCAAUCGAGUUCCGGUGAGGGGACGUUUAGGCAGCGGAGGGCCGGAGGUUAAUGCGAGCUCUGAACAGAUCACGGGUAGACGCUGUGUAGACGGGUGGGUAGUCCUGUGGGCGGGGAUCCCUGGCGAUCUUACAUAACCGUAACCUUACAUAUGAUCUCUGUGCCGGGUCAGGUCAGUAAGAGCCGAGGCGCGAUUUGGUGUGUUCUGGGUCGUUUGAGGGACGGUCUAGCUGCUGGGUUUUGGUUGAGCGAGCGGUGAAAAGCGUGGCCAGUUGCGAGUAAAGGCAAUGCAUGCAUGGUUCAAGUUGAGCACCGACGAAACGUUACGAUUGUCUGUAACUCUGCUCUGUGGUCGCUGAAGCCCUGCUGAACCAUUUCGCUGGUUCCAUUCAAAGCCGUAAUAACCGCAGAUACUUGCGAGACAGAAGCUUUAUCUUGCCAUUUCUACAGCUUUGUACAUAGGGGCUCUGUACAGGCUAGUUAAGGCAUCAGGGUACACGGUGGCAUACAAGUGAUUGUGCGCGAGUGGUGGGUAUCGCGAGUCCUGUGCUGGGUAUUUUGUAAGGAUUCAUUGUUGGUUCUCUUUCUGUAAGAGAUAUUGUCCUAAGUGUUUAUCGUGAUUGUUUUUGGUCCUUUGUUUGAUAUACUUAUCACCAUGUAGAUUGAUUCCUAACUGCCAGCCUUCAUAUGCUCUUUUUUCAAUGCAUAAUGCUACGAUGGCCAACUGUGCUGAUUGCGAUACUGAUAUCUAUAACUCCGGUCCGGUCCUAUGAUUGUCAGUCUGUGAGGAGUACUUAUUUGUACGGGUCGUUGCUAAAAUUGUGCUUUCUUUGAUACAAAAAGGCGCGGAACGUUAAGAUGCAAGUGUUCGCUCGCAUGGUUCGCAGAAUGCUUGCAUCUUUGAGCUGUCGGUGCCCACACACACUUCGAAUCAUAUGGAAAUGGAUCAGCUUCAGUAAAGAAGUGAGGCCCCUGACUUUUAUACUCUGAUUGCAGUAACUAUACCUUUAGCAACGACUUGUGCUUAUGUUGUAGUCUAUUCCGAUUGCGUGGAAAGUUCAUUUACACAUGAUCUCCUUUGUUUGCGCCAAGGUAAUAGCAAUGUUUUGUGCGAUUUAAGUUGAAUUUGUAUAACCGCAGCUGUGUAUCCAAUGUGGGCACUCACCGUUUGUGAAAUAGUGGCCGAAAGGUUGUACUUGGUACUUGACCCUGCACCUGUGAUUCCUUGAGCUCAACGCUGAAUACCUGCUCUUUCUAAGCGUGGCCUCAGAGGAAAGUCUAGAUAAAGGAUAAAGGUACAGAUACUUUGAUGUCAGUUUAAGAAUUGAUUGCUCUGCACCAGUUGUGUCACAUUACGAGAGCUUGUGUCUUGUUUCACGGCCUUUCUACAGUAAUUUUCUGAACCAGAAAUUCUAAGAGGUUUGCCGUUUGCUGAUGGAGUGGUGCAUUUUGACUGUAUCUGUGUACAUAUGAUGGUGUUCAGUAUUGAGGGCGUGGAGUUUUAGCUUAAGGAUGGCUUGAGUAAGGCACGGUUAUCAUGCAUUGCUCGCCGCUGUGUGCAUCUAGAUUCCAUUGUGUGCGUAACAACACCUGUUAUUAUACGGAGUAGCGGAAGCAAGAUCACGUUUACCUACGUGUGUUCGUAGCUGUGAGCCGACAAUAGCAUUUGUACUGAACCGACGUGUGUUUUAAUAUAUACUGCAGAAAUAAG